CCUCGACACCUUGGGUUACAACAGUAAUGGCUGCUUCAUCAGCGGGAAUGUGUACUGUUGUGUGCAAUUUAAAUAGACAAUUUGCAGUUCAUUUCCCAAGGACAAUCACUCAGAAUAUUUGUAAUAAUAUAUGCAGUAGGAGUUUGUGGACAUCUGUUCCUCGUUACCAUAGUCAGCCACAAAUAAAAAAGAAAAGUGCUGUCCGGGAGCUGGUCGGGGUCGUUGGUUUGGAGAUCCACGCACAAAUCAACUCCAGCACAAAGUUGUUCUCUGGCUCCCAGGUCGGAUUCUCUGCUCCACCAAACUCACAGGUGUCCUUCUUCGAUGCCUCGCUGCCCGGCACUUUACCGGUCCUGAACAGAAGAUGCGUGGAGGCAGCAGUUAUGACGGGGCUGGCACUGGACUGCACCAUCAACAGGAAGUCGCUGUUCGACAGGAAGCACUACUUCUACGCCGAUCUACCUGCUGGCUACCAGAUCACCCAGCAACGGGUGCCCAUUGCGGAGGGCGGGACUCUCCAGUACAGCCACCUGAUUGGACACAAGCAGGGUCAGGUGGUGACUAAGAGUGUGCGGAUCAAGCAGAUCCAGCUGGAGCAGGACAGUGGGAAGAGCCUGCACGAUGAGAACCGGAGCCAGACCUUCAUCGACCUCAACAGAGCCGGUGUGGGGCUGAUGGAGUUGGUGAUGGAGCCGGAUAUGCAGUGUGGGGAGGAGGCGGCGGCUGCCGUGAGAGAACUGCAGCUCAUCCUGCAGACCCUGGGGACCUGCCAGGGCAACAUGGCGGAGGGGCAGCUGCGGGUCGACGCCAACGUCUCCGUGCACCGCCCGGGAGAGCCGCUGGGCGUGAGGACGGAGGUGAAGAACAUCAACAGCGCGCGCUUCCUGGCCCGGGCCAUAGACUACGAGAUUGAGAGGCAGAUGGAGGUUGUUGGGAGCGGUGGCACAGUGCUGAAUGAGACCCGGGCCUUUGAUUUCAAAUCUGGGCAAACGACUCCGAUGAGGGACAAGGAGGGUCUACAAGACUACAGGUUUAUGCCGGAGCCCAACCUGCCCCCCCUGGUGGUGUACGACAGUGAGGCGGCCCCCCCGCCCGCGGGGACAGACCCGGGGCAGGUGGUGCUCAUCGACGCCGUGCGGGAACGUAUCCCUGAGCUGCCCCGCGCCACGAGGGCACGGCUGGUGCACGCUUUCGGGCUCCGCCCCGAGCACAGCUUCACCCUGGUGAAUGAGGACGGGCUGACGGAGUACUUUGAGAGCCUGGCCAAUAUGACCAGGGCGGAGCCGAAGAAGGCGAUCGGCUGGGUAAUUAAGGACGUGUUGGGCCUCCUGAAUCAGCAGGGGCGGAAUGUUAGCCAAAGUCCUGUUUCUCCCCGCGCUCUGGCCCAGCUGCUGGACCUGCUGGAGGAUGGACGGGUUUCUUCCUCUGCAGCCAAGACUGUGUUCCAAGAGCUAUGGAAGGGAACUGGGCGGAGUCCUGCACAAAUCGUGGAGGAGCAGGACUUGGGUCUGGUGGACGACAGCACUGAGAUCCAGCGCAUCUGCCAGAGUGUCAUCGACUCGCACCCAGAGGAGGUGCGAGCGAUCCGCGCGGGAAACCGGAAGGUUCUGAACAAGCUGAUGGGCCUGGUGCAAAAGCAGACCAAAGGCCGAGCCGACCCCGUGAAGGUCAGAGCCAUGCUGGAGGAGGGGACGUCCUGAGAGCCGCUCUGUGAUUGGAGCAGGAGAGGGAGACGGGCAGGAGCAAGAACCAAAGCAGGAGUAGGAGCGGGAGCUCUUAUGUGUCGAGCUGCUAAAUUUACAGGACCGAAACGCAGAAAAUUUCCCUGCGUCACAUCAAAUUGGGGUUUAUACAAGUUCAGUAGGGUUCACGUGUGCGCUAUUCGAGUAAAAAGUACUCUAUACAAGUGGACUUUACUGUGAACAUUUUGCUGUGCUGUUGGGUUUUGGACUGGGUUACUGCUUGAGUUCCUGACAGGGGCUCGACGCGUAAGCAAUGCACUUAAACAGGAUCACUUCAAUGGGCUCUAUAAGCCGUGUAAAUUACCCUGGAUUACAGUGUUGUUGAUAAUAUCAACAAUGAUACAAAUGCAAUGCUCCAUUACUAAAGGAGUCUGAAUUAAUGUCGGCCCUCUCAUUGGGUCCUGUGUAAUCCACUCAACGGCAUGCCAUGGUCCUAGCCAAUCACUUAUGUAUCGCUAUGGCGAUUCACUGGCUUUGCAAGGUCGUUCGAUGUUAUUUUUGCUCAUCAAACUUGGCUUGUCAACACUGGACAGCGUAUGUUAUGUGAUAAAAAAAUAAAGUUUCUGCUGGAAAA
Messenger RNA from Conger conger (European conger), 2316 nucleotides. RefSeq names its product glutamyl-tRNA(Gln) amidotransferase, subunit B (gene gatb). Gene Ontology annotation, molecular function: glutaminyl-tRNA synthase (glutamine-hydrolyzing) activity. The transcript is spliced from 13 exons. Lineage: Eukaryota; Metazoa; Chordata; Actinopteri; Anguilliformes; Congridae. The coding region runs from base 27 to 1700 and encodes 557 amino acids. Gene Ontology annotation, biological process: glutaminyl-tRNAGln biosynthesis via transamidation; mitochondrial translation. The record is from RefSeq and is a predicted model, not a curated record.